Molecule: messenger RNA, 2553 nt
Organism: Daucus carota subsp. sativus
Lineage: Eukaryota; Viridiplantae; Streptophyta; Magnoliopsida; Apiales; Apiaceae
Exons: 13
Coding region: 123-2411 (762 amino acids)
Source: RefSeq, a predicted model, not a curated record
ACAAAUCCCAACGCCACAAUGACGCCCUUCUCCACCAAACAAACAACAACCAUUUCUCUCUCCCCCUCCUCUCUCCCUCUCUCCCUCUCUUCCAAUUUUACAAACCCUGACAUUCAUUCCACAUGGCGGAGGAGUUUGUAAAAGCGGUGGAAGAUGGAGUCAGGCUCUCCAAGCGCGUUUAUUUCGGCAAAGACCGGUCUGUGGCGCCGCCCAAGCCUAUGGCAGCCAUGGACAAAUCGGCUUCGCAUUCGUUGCUGCCGUCGGCUCCUAUGGUUUACGCCGUCAUUCCUGAUCCUGGCGUUGUUGAUAAUCCCGAUAUUCCGAGUUAUCAGCCGCACGUGCAUGGCAGGUGCGAUCCUCCCGCGCUCAUUCCGCUGCAGAUGAACGCAAUUGCUAUCGAAGCACAAUGUCUUCUCGAUACGGCCUUUGUUACCGUCUCGGGGUCCUGGAGAGUUCAUUGUGUUAUGGGGACGCGGACUUGUCAUUGUCGUGUGGCUAUUCCCAUGGGUCAGCAGGGUUCAAUUCUAGGUGUUGAAGUUGAGGCGCCAAGAAAAUCGUAUUCUACUAAGCUGCUUACUUUGAAUGACAAGGACGUCGAGGAAGUGCCCAAGAUUGAAGAUGGAGGCUUUCUCAAGCCCCAUAUUUUUACUUUUACAAUACCAGAGAUAGACGGGGGUUCCAAUAUAUCUAUAAAAGUCAGAUGGUCUCAGAAACUGUUGUAUCAAGAUGGCCAAUAUACGUUAACUAUACCAUAUAGUUUUCCAGAGUUUGUCACGCCUGCUGGGAAAAAAAUGCCCAAAAAAGAGAAAAUACAACUCACUGUGAACGCUGGUCCUGGUACUCAAGUUUCGUGCAAGACAAUUAGCCAUCCAUUGAAGGAACUGAAACGGCAAGGGGGACAACAGGGCUUUUUAUACGAUGCAGAUGUCCUCUCAUGGUCAACGUGUGAUUUCGUCAUCACUUAUGGUGUAUCAGUUAGUCCUUCUGGUGGUGUAAUCUUGCAAUCACCAUCAAUGAAUGACACAGACCAGAGGGAGAUGUUUUGCCUCUCUCUUUUCCCAGGAAACGAACAGAAUAGAAAGGUUUUUAGAAAGGAAGUGCUAUUUCUGGUUGACAUAAGCGAAAGCAUGCGAGGGAAGCCUCUUGAGGAUACAAAAAAUGCUCUUGUUGCAGCACUCUUAAAGCUUGAUAAAGGAGACUCGUUUAAUGUCAUAGCGUUUAAUGAUGAGAUUCACCUGUUCUCAUCAUCUCUAGAAUUGGCCACUGAGAAAAAUCUUGAGAAAGUAACUGCAUGGCUUAGUGAGAAUUUAGUUGCUCAGGGUGGUACAAAUAUGUUGCUUCCCAUGAAUCAGGCUUUAAAGAUGAUCUCAGAUACCCACAAUUGCACUCCCUUCAUCUUCCUCAUUACUGAUGGAACUGUCGAAGAUGAGAGGCACAUCUGUGAUGUUAUAAUGAAUCAUUUAACAGAUGAGAAAUUAACAAGCCCUCGUCUUCACACUUUUGGAAUAGGCUCCUUCUGUAACCACUAUUUUCUGCGAAUGCUUGCAACAAUGGGCAGGGGAAAUUAUGACGCUGCUUAUGAUGAAGAUUCGAUUGAAGUUCGUAUGAAAGGUUUUUUUAACAGGGCUUUCUCCACCAUUAUUGAAAAUAUCACCAUCGAUGGUUUAGAAAAUCUUGAUGAUCUUGAGAUGUAUCCUUCAUGUAUACCUGACCUUCUAUCAGAACGUCCAUUGAUAAUUACCGGAAGAUACAGUGGAGAUUUCCCGGGUACAGUUCAAGUUAAAGGCCUCCUUGCAGAUAUGAGCAAAUUCUCAGUAGACUUACAAGUUCAAGAAGUGAAGGAGAUUCCUCUUGACAAGAUACUUGCGAUACAACAAAUUGAAUUGUGCACAGCUCAAGCAUGGUUUUCAGAAGAUAAAGCCCUAGAGGAAGAGAUAGCCAAGGUUAGCAUGCAGAGCUCGGUGAUUUCUGAGUACACCUGUAUGAUCUUACUUGAGAAAGACAAGGGUACGAAACGCAAGGCAGACUCGGUAGAGAAAGGCAAGGGAAGAAAAGGCACAUCACACUCAUCUGAAAAGAAAGAGCAAAAGCAGGUUCCAACUGAGCCUGAUUGUCAAAAGAUAGCAGUACUUCAUAACUUUAAACCUGGUUUCGGAAACUUGCCAGCAACAAUAGAACACAUCCCUCCAGGAUCUUAUGUAGCCAAAUUCCAAGAACCUGGAGAAAAGUUUGCAAAGGCUGCCUCAAACUGUUGCGGCAAGUGCUGUGGCCAGUGCUGCUGCUUGUGUUGCAUUCAGAUGUGUUCUCGGGUAAAUGACCAAUGCGCAAUUGUGUUCACACAGCUUUGCGGUGCACUGUCUUGUCUAGGCUGUUCUUACUGCUGUGACGCAUGCUGUGGCUCAGAAGGUUAGAUUUACAGGACAACAUUAUGGGUCGCUAAUUAUAUGUUGUGUACUUAGUGUGUUGAUGUUGUACAUGUAAUGUAAUCAUUUAAAAAAAAAAAAUAGCAACUGGGUUUGAUAUUAAUGCGAUAUAUUCCAUUACUUAGAGGCU